AUGUCAACAACCAAUCAUAUAGGAAAGAGUCACCUCAGCUCCCGGGCAUGCGGGACUUGCGCAUUGGCAAAAGCAAAAUGUGUACCACGACCGGGAGGAUUAAGUGCGAAAUGUGAAAGAUGCCAUCGUCUAAAGAAAGAUUGUGUGGCACAAACUCCUUCUAUAAGGGCUCAUAAGCCUCAGAAGACUACUCGAGUUGCACAAUUAGAUAAGAAACUUGAUGGAAUUGUGAAUCUCCUGCAACAGCAACAACAAGGCGUUCAUUCCCAAGAUGCAAAGCCGACAUUCUCUCCACUAGUCAUCAAUGAAAACAUCCUCCCCAGAUCACCACCCCUCUCCGAACUAGAACCGGUAAAUCCAAUUCCUAACAGAAAUACUUCCCAUGUCAUCCCUGAACCCCUCGAACCGAGUAAAAGGCAAUCCGUCUAUGAAAAAAGCACAAAUGCCUGUCUUCUCGCCCACGCCAACUCGGAUCUCGAGCCCAACGAUAAGGAGAUCGAGAGGCUGGUAAGAUUAUACCAGAUGGAAAUGACGGCGAAAUUUCCCUUUGUGGUCAUUGAAACGGGAGGAUUGACCGGGAAGCAAUGGGUGGCGAGCAAACCCGUGCUGGGAAAGGCGGUUUUGAUGGCGGCGAGUUAUUAUAAUUUGCCGAGGCAGACGGUUUAUGAGACGGCGUUGGUGAGGGAUUUGACGGAGAGGAUUAUGGUGAGGAGGGAAAAGACUUUAGAGUUGUUGCAGACGAUUUUGGUUUUUUGUGGUUGGUAUCAUUACCAUUGUUUAGGCCAUCCUCACUUGAACAAUCUCAUAGGCUUAGCAAUGGGGCUUGCUGGGGACUUGGGACUGAAUAAACCACCAUCAGCCGAUAGAUUCAGGUAUCCAUUUGGCCACAGUAGAGCCACAGCGGGAGAUUUCUCAAGAAGAACUAUGGAGCAGAGAAGGGCUUUGGCUGGUUUAUUCUAUCUAACUUCUUUAGUUGCAACGGGCUUUCAGCGUAUAGAUGCUAUGAGAUAUUCCAUACAUCUUGAUGAAUGUGUUCGUUCCAUAGAGAAGAAACCAGAACAUACUACAGAUCUCUUAAUAGUUGAGUUAGUGAAGAUAUCGCAUCUUGGAGAAAAGAUUGGGCAAGCGGUCUUACUUGUUCAGAAUGAUGGUGAAAUUCAAGUCCCUACUGCAUUGAAGUUGGGUUCAUUUCAGAUGGAGCUAGAUGUGUUGAAGAAGGGUGUUCCUAGUGCUCUAGAAGAUAAUGUAAUCCUACAGCUUCACCAUCACAUUUCCACCAUCCGUCUCUAUGAAGUCGCGUUGACUAAUGGCUGGAUACCCACAAACGCAACGCAAUCACCUCAAUCUAUUUCAGCAACCCGAACAAUUCACCCACCGCCUUUACAUCCGUCUCAACUCCAAUCUCUCUACACCUGUCUCCACCACACACGCUCUUUCGUCCACUUAAUUCUCUCUGUUCCUCCGUCCACCUAUCUAAGUCAACCUAUUGCCCCAUGGUCCCUCCUCGCCUAUGCCCUCAUGGUUCUCGCCCGUCUGUCCUUCUAUCAAAACCCACUUCUCCCCUCCUGGACCCUCAAUUUCGUCCGCGAAGUCUGCGAUCUCUCCUGGGUGUUGAAAGAGCUAGCAGAGCGUAACGAUAAAGCGAAAUUUGUAGAUAUUAACAUCACUACCGAAGAUGGAGAAUGGGGGAAAGACGCAGAGGUGGGUAGUGAUGGAAGAAGGGUAGGAGAGGGCUGGACAGAUUGUUUCGACAAGUUUGCGAGGAAGAUUCGUUUAGUGAAGGGGUGGUAUGAUCAGAAGGUUGCGGCUUAUGGGAGUUCGGCGCAGUCGCAGCCGUUGGGGUACGGGUUCAGAGUCGAUAGGAAUGCGGUGGAGGGUAGUGGUGGUGGGAGCGAGGAUGUUAUUGAAGGGGCCACGUUGACGCAGGUUGAUACUGGAUUGGGGGUGUGGUAA
Molecule: messenger RNA, 1953 nt
Organism: Botrytis sinoallii
Lineage: Eukaryota; Fungi; Ascomycota; Leotiomycetes; Helotiales; Sclerotiniaceae
Exons: 6
Coding region: 1-1953 (650 amino acids)
Biological process (GO): regulation of DNA-templated transcription
Cellular component (GO): nucleus
Molecular function (GO): zinc ion binding; transcription cis-regulatory region binding; DNA-binding transcription factor activity, RNA polymerase II-specific
Source: RefSeq, a predicted model, not a curated record